Molecule: messenger RNA, 1287 nt
Organism: Phragmites australis (common reed)
Lineage: Eukaryota; Viridiplantae; Streptophyta; Magnoliopsida; Poales; Poaceae
Product: thiamine pyrophosphokinase 1-like
Exons: 6
Coding region: 149-925 (258 amino acids)
Biological process (GO): thiamine diphosphate biosynthetic process; thiamine metabolic process
Molecular function (GO): ATP binding; thiamine binding; thiamine diphosphokinase activity
Source: RefSeq, a predicted model, not a curated record
CAAAUGAAGUGGGAACUCGGAAGCCCAAAGGCCACCGCCAACGCUACACUUUUCCCAUCCCCUCUCCUCUUCGGCCUCUGCUCCCCACCGACCACCGCCGUCCCCGCCACGCCACGUCACGCCACCUCUCCUCCCCGGCGACCGCACCAUGCCGCUGCCGACGAUGACCCACUCCUCCGCCUUCCUCCUCCCCGCCUCCACCGACGCUGCUGCAGCCGCCACGACCUACGCGCUCAUCGUCCUCAACCAGCGCCUGCCCCGCUUCGCGCCGCUCCUCUGGGCCCGCGCGCGGCUGCGGGUGUGCGCGGACGGGGGCGCGAACCGCGUGUUCGACGGCAUGCCGGAGCUGCUCCCAGGCGAGGACCCCGCCCAGGUCCGCACCAGGUACAAGCCAGAUGUAGUUAAAGGGGAUAUGGACUCAAUAAGGCCAGAAGUGAAGGAGUAUUAUUCCAAUUUGGGUGCAAUCAUAGUUGAUGAAUCUCACGAUCAAGACACAACUGACUUGCACAAAUGCGUAUCAUUUAUCACAAGAGAGCCUCCUGUCCCAGACAAGUCUAAUCUGUGUAUUCUUGUUCUUGGUGCACUUGGUGGAAGGUUCGAUCAUGAGAUGGGGAACAUCAAUGUAUUAUAUCGCUUCUCAAACAUCAAGAUCGUCCUCCUGUCAGAUGAUUGUUCAAUAUUUCUGCUCCCAAAGACACACGCUCACGAAAUCUGUAUCGAGCGAUCGGUCGAAGGUCCUCAUUGUGGUUUGAUUCCCAUUGGCGCACCGUCGAAUAGCACCUCAACCACUGGGCUCCGGUGGAAUUUGGAUAAUACCAAUAUGAGCUAUGGCGGAUUGAUAAGCACAUCUAAUAUCGUGGAUGACGAUAAAGUGACGGUGACUUCAGAUUCUGAUCUGAUUUGGACAAUAUCACUUCGAAAUUGAGCUGAGGUUGCCCAUAAUUUACCAUGGGUCCACGCCCAAAUUUUGCCUCCCCAAUGUUACAUGGAUUAAUUUCUAUAUUUCAUACCGUGGUGCGGUGAUGUCUUCCACUUCAUUUUGUGACCGGGUAGAUGUCCAUAUAUCUAAUCGUCUUAGUUGUGCUAUCAGAGUAUAGGAUUCCACAUUAUGAAGCCCUCGGCUAUUCUAUAUUCCUAGCGCAUGAUUGCAAUUUUCCUUUGAUUUCUUUUUGUAAAGAUGAUUUCCAUGGAGGUUCUAGAUGAUGUCGGAUUUUCGGAUGUUUCAAGAUGAGGAGCCACCAUCAUUAAUACUCUGGUCAAGUCAUAAAUACAUAUCAUUUUGGAUAA